Molecule: messenger RNA, 7072 nt
Organism: Lymnaea stagnalis (great pond snail)
Lineage: Eukaryota; Metazoa; Mollusca; Gastropoda; Lymnaeidae
Source: the annotation of a GenBank genome assembly
GUGCAGGUUAUCUGAUAAAGCUUUUCGGUACCGUAGCUAUCUGUAACACAUGCGAAUGUAAGAUCACCGUUUGACAUCGGUCUCAGCUUUAUCACUAUGAGAUACGAUAAUGACUAGGUUCAUUACAUUACACGAUACAUUAGUAUGAAACUUUUCCAUUGAGCUUUGUGCUAGGAGAAUACGUGGCAAGGCAAUCACACAUAUUAAACGAGAUGUUUCCCUGGUCUAUUUUGUCCCAGCCGUGGAGAGCCGUGGCCGGACUGGUCAGUGUUGUACUCACCGCCACGGUGUGCGGGGAUAUCUGCUGUGUGCCCGACCAGUUCGAGGCGAAUUUGAUCUAUGACAACGCCAACGUUUUUAUUGACGCCAACACCGCUUACAGGUAAUCUUAUUAUGUCAACUCACGGACACAGGUGAUCUUAUUAUGUCAACUCACGGACACAGGUGAUCUUAUUAUGUCAACUCACGGACACAGGUGAUCUUAUAGUGUCAACUCAAGGACACAGGUGAUCUUAUUAUGUCAACUCACGGACACAGGUAACAUUAUUAUGUCAACUCACGGACACAGGUGAUCUUAUAGUGUCAACUCAAGGACACAGGUGAUCUUAUUAUGACCACUCAUGGACACAUGUGAUCUUAUAGUGUCAACUUACGGACACAGGUGAUCUUAUUAUGUCAACUCACGGAUACAGGUGAUCUUAUUAUGUCAACUCACGGACACAGGUGAUCUUAUAGUGUCAACUCACGGACACAGGUGAUCUUAUAGUGUCAACUCACGGACACAGGUGAUCUUAUUAUUUCAACUAACGGACACAGGUAAUCUUAUAGUGUUAACUCACGGACACAGGUAAUCUUAUAGUGUUAACUCACGGACACAGGUAAUCUUAUUUUGUCAACUUACGAAAGGCCAGGUACACAGGUGAUCUUAUUGUGUCCCCUCACGGACGGCCAGGUACACAGGUAAUCUAAUUGUGUAGACUUGUGACAGUCAUUUCUUGACCUAUGUACCCAGGUAAUCUUAUUUUGUCAACUCUAGGACGGUCAGGACUUGACCUAUGCACUUUUUUGUGUGCUUGGAAAUGCUUACAUAUUAUUUAUUUUUGAAUAAGGGGAAAGGGGUAUCCUGUAUGAAUCCCCACUCUUUUUUCCGCUAAAGAUUUGACCCUUGAUACUGGUCCAGUUGCCAUCAUGAACUUCAAUUCCACUUUUUGUGUAAUCAGGAAGCUGUCGUUUUUUUUAAUUGCCCUGUUGAUAUCCAUUGAUAUGCUUCAUCGCUACUGUCAUCAGAACAUGACGAAAACACAAACGCGUGCUUACUUAAUCUUUACGAGUAGUUGUAUGUAAUAUGCAUUGCCUUUGAAAAUGGUUCUUAUGUGGAGUGGUGGAGUGACAAACUCAAAUAAUGUGGGAACAGUAAUUUUGGCUUUGUUUUGAGUGUUGAAAUAAAGAAAUAACUUUGAUCACAAAUAUUACAUGAAAGAUUGGACAGAGCCAUCCGGGACGUUUAGAGCCCCCCCCCCCCCGUGCCACUCUUCGCGUUUUGGCCCAUAGCAUUCAAAGUUGAUGUUUUACCACAUCUCAACCUUGAGCCCAUAAAUACCCCGAGACCCCCUGCAACCACUGCGGUUGCUGGGUCCACACUGCGGUUGCAGGGUCCACACUGCGGCUCUGGACAGGGUUUAGAACUUAGGAUAGUCUCUGAAAUAAUGCUUUAAAUAUGCAACUGAAAUAUUCAACAGCUACACCAACAGCACGGCGCAAGCGGCGUACGACUACACCAACAAUAAGACAUACGUCAAGUUGGUCUCCGUAGAGCUGAGUCCGCUGAUCCCCCAGCCCGUCAGGUCCGAGUACACGAUACUUACCGACUACGUUAAGGUAACACUUGAACAUUUGAACUCUUGUGACUUUUGAAAUAUUUUAACAUUUCGUGUAAAAUCAUUUCUAAAUGCUUUGGGUAAAAAAAAAUAAAGAGCGCGCGCGCGUGUGUGUGUGGGGGGGGGGGAGGGAUUAAUUAGACACAAACAAUUAGGGUACAUAAAACAAUAUAUGCUCAGCUUUAAGGAUGAUUUUACAAAUGGGGGGGGGGGGGGGGGGGGGGGGGGGGGGGGAUUAAUUAGACACAAACAAUUUGUGUACAUAAAACAAUAUAUGCUCAGCUUUAAUGAUGAUUUUACAAAAUACAAAUGUAGACACAAAUGGGGGAGGGACAGGGGGUGGGGUAACAGCUUUCAAGAAAACGAAAUGAGGAACACAUGGAGAGGGAAACUGCUACAGAGUAAGGUGUCGGCAUAAAGCUGUAUGCAGUGAACACUAAUUGAAUAACAAGGAAUAAUGAAAGAUGAAAUAAACUUAGAUUAGGAAACUGUGUCUGAGCUAAAUGUGAGAACUCUUGAGCUUUUUUUUUGCCAUUCAUUAUUUGUGUGUGUUUUUUUUCCCCCCAGCUUCACCAAAUAUGUGUUCCUCAUUUGAAGUUCCCAAAUCGAUAAAUCACAAAACGCAUUACUUGGAGACGUUGGGGCCCACCUCCAAACCCGAUUUGCUCCAUUACUCAGGGAAAUGUUGCUGUUUUUUUAAACGCCAUUAAAGAGAGCAACUUUAUGUGAAAUGUAAAGUCGAAAACUCUUCAUCUUGAUGGCAUGCUUACGUCAGCUUAAACAUUUCAGACACUUGUUCUAGUUUUUUUUAUUUUUAUUUCCCAUUCGUUUCAUUUAUUUAUUUUUUUUGGUUUUGUUUUUGAGUCUCUGAAAUCAACAUGCCUGAUAUAAAUAUAGUCACAUCCGUUGGUAACACAUGUAAAACAUCAGGUGCCAUAGAACACACAUUUACAUUCAACUAAGAAACUCAUGAGUGAAUGUUUGUUCGAUCUAGAGAGAGUUUAUUUUCAGGGUGUCCAGUAUCAGUUCACAGAUACUCACUGCGAAAAAUCAAGUGUUGGCUCCAUGCAGAAACCGUGUAUCCCGGGUAAGUUAGAAGGGUUUCACAUGUAGGUAGUUUGGUGAGUGUGUAGAGUGUAGAGAGGUAAGGUGAGAGAACAGAGAGAGAGAGAGAGAGAGAGAGAGAGAGAGAGAGAGAGAGAGAGAGAGAGAGAGAGAGAGAGAGAGAGAGAGAGAGAGAGAGAGAGAGAGAGAGAGAGAGAGAGAGAGAGAGAGAGAGAGAGUAGAGAGAGAGAGAGAAAGAGAGAGAGAGAGAGAGAGAGAGAGAGAGAGAGAGAGAGAGAGAGAGAGAGAUAGAGACCGUAUUAAAAAGAGCUUCAGAAGUUGAAGACUAUGUAUAAAAAGUACUUAAGCUACAAAAUACCCAUUUUUGAGAUGAUCCAGUUAAAAUAUUAUUUUUGUCUAUAAAAUUUGAUCAUUCUUAUUUUUUGGCUUGUUUAAAUACGGGACUAGUUUAUAUUUUAAUGUGUUCACAUUUAUGCAGUGCACUUGGCUAAACCGGAUACAAAAAUAUCACAGUUUAGAUUGAUUUUAGCAAAAAUGUGGCUUAAGUACUUUUAGGACUAGGGUACAGGUCAAGCUGUUAUGAUAACGCGUGGGAUGUGACAUACAGAAACUUAAGAAAACGAGGAAGAAAAAGAGAGCCAGGAAGUCAUCCUAUGUAAAUAUUAUUAUUUACAGAUCAACACACUUAUCUCAGCAUUGUGUUAUACUUUAUCACACAUUGUAUUAUGUAAAAAAGGACUGAAAAAGACAGUAUUCCUCCCAUAACAUAGAUUGAUUUCUAUUCCUACCUAGACAACGCCAUAAAAGUGAACAGCGGAUUUUUCGGCAACAACCAAACCAAGGUCGUGACCUUUCAGUUCACACCUGCUGGCACCACGUUAAAUUACCUGGCCACAAUUGAUCCGACCAGUGGGUGAAGGUUUUCUUACUUUAUUUAAAUCUAACUUUCCUGGUUCCCAAUUUUAUUAUAUCGGUUUGUUAAGAGUAUGAGCGAUAUCAGCAAAUCACAGAUUCUGUUCUGUCUCCACAUUUCAUGCUACAUAUAUAGGGCAGCCGCGGCGACCCUAGAUAUUUUCUAUAGGUUGUUGGGGAACUCUAAAUGGGCUUCACCACAAUUACUAACAACUGCUUACAUUCUGUCUGGUCCUCGCCAGUCCACACAGGCAGUCGUCUUCAAAAUGGUCGUCCGCAGAAGUGGAAACUUGUUUUAAAGUUAAAAACAAUCAAUUAAAUUUAAAAAAAAAAAGUAAUUCUGGAUUUCCCCGGAUGAUCCAUCCUACUGAAAAAAAUUCUAGAAGCACCGUGUGAAGGUGCAUGCGAGUAAGUCUGAAAAUGGGUCCGUGUUUUUUUUUUGCAAUCGCACUUUCCAAAGAUGAACGUUUCGAAAAAAAGUAGUUUUAUUUUAUCGUAAUGGAUUACAAUUACCCCAGCUCCCCAGUACCCUGGCAGUGCUAUACUGUGCAGUACCCUGGCAGUGCUAUGCUGUGCAGUAUGUACCCUGGCAGUGCUAUACUGUGCAGUACCCUGGCAGUGCUAUACUGUGCAGUACCCUGGCAGUGCUAUACUGUGCAGUAAGUACCCUGGCAGUGCUAUACUGUGCAGUACCCUGGCAGUGCUAUACUGUGCAGUACCCUGGCAGUGCUAUACUGUGCAGUACCCUGGCAGUGCUAUACUGUGCAGUACCCUGACAGUGCUAUACUGUGCAGUACCCUGGCAGUGCUAUACUGUGCAGUACCCUGGCAGUGCUAUGCUAUGCAGUACCCUGGCAGUGCUAUACUGUGCAGUACCCUGGCAGUGCUAUGCUAUGCAGUACCCUGGCAGUGCUAUACUGUGCAGUACCCUGACAGUGCUAUGCUAUGCAGUACCCUGGCAGUGCUAUACUGUGCAGUAAGUACCCUGACAGUGCUAUGCUAUGCAGUACCCUGGCAGUGCUAUACUGGGCAGUACGCUGACACUGCAAUACUGUGCAGUACCCUAGCAGUGCUAAACUGUGCAAUACCCUGCAUUGCAGUGCUCUAUUGUGCAAUAUCUUGGCAGUGCUAUAUCAAGAAAGGAAUUAGUUUGACUGAGGGCCGUUUUUAAAUACUUGUUUGUGACUGACACUUAUCGAAUGACGGUGAUAAAAUAUUGUAUGACCUUACAACCGAAGUGAUGCACCACAAUAUCCUCAUAUCAAAGUGGGAAGUUUAUAUCUUAUCGUCUCAAUUAGUCUGUAUGCCGGUGGUGGAGGUAUUUGUUGCUGGUGACGUCGUGCCGGACAGUGGGUCCAUCAACAGUGUCCUAGUGUCAGAUGUUACACCUGGGAUUAAAGAUCCAACCAUAUUCGACCCACCGAAAAUUUGUUUGACCAAAUCCAGCAGACGUGAUAAAGUAAGUUUUUUUGUGUCCUUUUUUAUCUCCAAGCUAGUGGCUUACAUGUCUAAAUGCUGUUUCUUCCUUUUUGAUCUCCAAGAUAGUGGCUUACAUCUCUAAAUGCUGUUUCUUCCUUUUUGAUCUCCAAGACAGUGGCUUACAUGUCUAAAUGCUGUUUUGGGGUUGGGGUGGGGAUUGAAUUUCCCAAGACCGCGACUAAAGGAGCUGUUAAACUCUAAUACGAGCCGGUGGCAUAGGAAAGCGGGUGCAGAGGGGCGGCAUCUUCGGCCAACUGCAGAGUUUCGACGGGGCGGCAAAAAACUUGUCCCGCCCCCGUAAGCAUUAACCGUAGCUACACCGCUGAUAGGAAUGUCACAAAAACUUUCACUACAUUAGACUGCAUACAUUAAUUUGCGUCAUGGAGCUUUGGUUUUAUCACUUGAAUUGAGAUAUAUCAUCAUUAUGUAACGGAAUUUUUAAAAAUAACUCCACUGUUAUUACGAAUUUAUAUAAAAAUGUUUGGAGGUUUAACUUUUUGCCCAUAAAUAUUAUAUGAUUACUUUGGCAACGCUGACCAGCCAAAGCCUCAAACUUGCGAAUGAACAAACCCGAAAUAUGAUUGAUGAAGAUGACAUGGGGGCAUCGAUGAAAAAAAAGAAUUAUAAACACAAUGGGAAUAAACAGUUUGCUGGAACAAAAAGUGGCCCCUUGUUCUAGUGGCAGCCUGUUCUAGUGGUACUCUGUUCUAGUGGUUCUCUGCUUUGUUGGUACCCUAGUCUUGAACUACAAUCGGCUUUGUAAUCUUUUUGGAGGGACCUCUGUUAAAUUUUUCCUUUUCCAUUUUGGUUCCGACACUGUUGGACAAGUUGUUUACUUGAAGAUAUAAACUUAUAGUCUACGUAUUAUGUUUGUACUUUGCAAUAUUUUCACACGCUCAUAAUAUAUUUUAAUAUAAAUUGUCAAAUAAUCUAAUCAUUAGAAGCGUUUUGUUAUAUUUUCAUCACAUUUUGUGAUCAGUUAUGUCGCUUUGAAAAAAACAACAUCAAAAUAAAUAAUAGUUCAUUUCAUAAUCUUUCGAAAAAUCUGAGGUUCUUGUUACAAUCCUUAUGUAAAGAUGAGUUCAAAUAAGCUUUUGAUGCAAAAACAACAGAUUUCCCGAAAUAUUAAGCAUUCAACUUUAAUUCACUUUUACCCCAAAGUAAUAUCUUCAAAAUUUUAGUAAAUAUCAUUGUUUAGAAACCGAUUAAAAUUAUGAUAUCCUUGAGAGCUAAAUUUGUGGUAAAACAUUGAAAUGAAAUGGUUAAAAUAAUGUAUAACAUAAUUUAACGUACAAACGUUUUGUUAUACGUGGCCUAACGGAAGUUUAAUAAAAAAAUAGUCCCAUCAAUGUCUGUCAAAUUUUCUCAACAAUUUUUGAAAAAUGUCCUUCGGUUUAAAUUUUUAAGUUGAUAUUUCGAUUUAAGCAAAGCAAGAGGGUGAGAAUUAUUGACAAUCAUGAUUAUAUAGAUCGCACUGUAACAAUUAUUGCCAUUAUUCCUAAAGUAAAUUAAACUAAAAUUUAUUUUUAAAAAAAUUCGUACGAUUCUCACAGACCGACCUACUUGUCAGUCAUGACAUGACGUUUUCGUGUUGUUUUAUUUCAGGCUGUCAGCCCACACCUGAAGAGACUGCGGAGAAACAUCAUGACGACGUUCCCAUUCCACACGAAGCAUUGAUUACACUGUUUUUCUCAAUGAUCGAUUUCCACAUUGUGAUCGAAUAAAACGUUUCAGGAAUAA